GGGAUAAAUCAGGAUUGUGACUGAUCCCAACUUAAAGGAUUAUAAUGAAGCUUUGAGUCCGGAGCCGCGCUGCCCUCACUGGUGCACCAUGGACUCUGGGAGAAAACUCAGGUUUUAUAUUCAAUUACUGCAAUGAUUUGUGUUCUGAGAGAUCUCUAAUCAUGGCCUCUGUUGCCAAAUCGCUUUUGGGGGGCCCCGUGAAGAGUAUGUCAUGCUGCAUAUCUAGUGGCCCCCCCCAGGAACGGUGGCCCCAGCCAGAGCCCAAAGUAAAUAUGAUGAGACGAUGGAGCUCAGAGGAGCAGCACCGCAGAGUAUUACAGCCAGGCAGGAGGAGGGAUUCUUUGUACUCCCAGCAGAAGGCAGAGAGGGCGCUGAUGAGGCAGCACUUCAGGGAGAAAUAUCAUCUGGCUGCAAACGUCCAGGACCAGGAGCAGGUGAAGGCUGGAGACCAUGUCCGCCUCUCCCGGAAUCUGCGCGCCGUAGUGCGACAGGAGGAGGACAACUCUGAGGACUUCUCCAUCACUGAUCUCCUGGCCAACCUGAGGAAAAGUGCCCAAACUACAGUGGAGCCAGGGGCCCGAUGCCUGGUCAUGUGACACUACAGGGGGCAAGAAUACAUACUAGGGGACCGAGGAGGGCAAAUGUCACAAGAAUCACAUCAUAAACAAGGAGCUCCAGCACUGCUCAUCCUGCUCCUCCUGGUUCUUCUAGACUGUAAACCCCUUUCUAUAUCAGAAGGAGCUCCGGCACUGCUCAUCCUGCUCCUCCUGGUUCUUCUAGACUGUUAACCCCUAUCUAUAUCAGAAGGAGCUCCAGCACUGCUCAUCCUGCUUCUCCCGGUUACUGUAGA
This is a messenger RNA of Hyla sarda, 850 nucleotides long. Its product is annotated as complexin-3-like. Bases 162 to 596 code for a protein of 144 amino acids. Gene Ontology annotation, biological process: neurotransmitter transport; regulation of neurotransmitter secretion; synaptic vesicle exocytosis. The record is from RefSeq and is a predicted model, not a curated record. The transcript has 4 exons. Lineage: Eukaryota; Metazoa; Chordata; Amphibia; Anura; Hylidae. Gene Ontology annotation, molecular function: syntaxin binding. Gene Ontology annotation, cellular component: terminal bouton; SNARE complex.